Triplophysa rosa is the source of this 5656-nucleotide messenger RNA. RefSeq names its product transmembrane p24 trafficking protein 1a (gene tmed1a). Bases 36 to 704 code for a protein of 222 amino acids. Gene Ontology annotation, biological process: endoplasmic reticulum to Golgi vesicle-mediated transport; Golgi organization; intracellular protein transport. The record is from RefSeq and is a predicted model, not a curated record. Gene Ontology annotation, cellular component: COPII-coated ER to Golgi transport vesicle; endoplasmic reticulum; endoplasmic reticulum-Golgi intermediate compartment. NCBI's taxonomy places the organism in Eukaryota, Metazoa, Chordata, Actinopteri, Cypriniformes, Nemacheilidae. The transcript has 4 exons.
AAUGUGGGUCGAAACGAAGCUGUGCACACUUGAGAAUGAAAGAGACGCAUCUUGUUGCUUGUUUGCUCUUUCUGACGCUCAAUGUGGAUUUGGGAUUCGCAUUCGGAUCGAAUCAGAACAGCGAAUUCACUUUCCUUCUGCCUGCCGGAGCGACCGAGUGCUUCUUCCAAACAGCGCGCGGCAGCAUGGCAGUGCAGUACCAGGUCAUCGCAGGUGCUGGGUUGGAUGUUGGUUUCACUCUGAUCUCCCCCGGUGGAUACAGACUGGUCUCCGACUUCAGAAAGUCAGACGGCAUCCACGCGAUCGAACCCACAGAAGAGGGCGACUACAGGAUUUGUUUUGACAACAGUUUCAGUCGUGUGUCAGAGAAGAUGGUGUAUGUGGAGGUGAUUGUGGAUGCGGCAGAGCAGGAUGAUGAGGAUGAAGACUGGGCCGGUCUGGCUGAACCUGAAGACACACUGGAAUACAAACUGGAGGACAUCCGGGAAACGAUGGAUUCCAUGCACAGAAACCUGGAGCAAAGCCGUCAUAUCCAGGCGAUGCUGAGGGCGCUGGAGGCUCGUGACCGCUAUCUGCUGGAGGAUAAUCUGUGGCGUGUUUCCUUCUGGUCCAGUGUCAGUCUUCUUGUCAUGGUCAGCGUGGCCCUCACACAGGUGUACACAUUACGCAGGUUGUUCAGUGACAAACACCGAGUCUGCACGUAGCAGUUACAGAGAAGAUGCUGUGCAAACUCUUGUGUGUGAAUGUUACUGUACAGUGUAGAUUACCGGUCAGGCUGCAGAUGAAGGAUAAUAAUAAUGAAUUCAAUAAAAGUACUAAUGGAUUAAGGACAAUGAUACAUGGGGAGUUGCAGGCAAAGAAAAAAGUUUGUCAAUAGCCUUUUGUAUCUGCAAACGAGAUAUCGAUGAAUGACUUUGGGAGGUUAGCAGUUCAAAUAAUGUUAAACACCCAAUUUAUUUAAUUGUUGAAUGUCAUUUGUCCACAUGACUUUUAGAACAUUAUACUUGAAAUAAUUUAUACUUGAGGAAUAAAAUUGUGGUAAAUUGUGACUGAUUACAGAUCGAAUGGAUUUACCACGCAGUAAAAAUAAGAAAAAAUCUAUGGGUAUUUAAAAAAACAUUUUUGGUGUGCUAGUGUUAUUUAGGUUGACCAUACGUGCCAUUUUUCCCAGACACGUUCUGGCCAGGAUUGUGGGCGCAUGCUCCAGAGGUCGCAUUUGUCCACCGCAUACGUCAUCGAGGUUUUUUAUUUCAGAAAAGCAACCAUUACAUUUCAAGGUAAGAAUGAAACUACAACGUCUUUAGAGAAAAAAAAUGUUUUUUAUCAAAUUUUAUAAUGUUUUUUAACUAAAAUGUGAGAACCUCGAUGACACAUGCGGUCAACAAUUGUAACCUCCGGAAGAUGUGUCCGGUAAAAAUGGCACGCAUGGUCACCCUAGUGUUAUUGUACAGCACAUUAAAAUCCUAUAGGUAACAAAUACAUCUCAGUUUUAUGUUGCAGUGGAAAUGCAAGGAGAAAUGAACUGAUCGGCAUCAUUCUUCUUGUUUUGUAGUCUUUAUUCUGGUGCUUUGACUCAAAUUGUUCCUGUAAGGUUGAUUCAUUCUCAAAAAAACAUUUCUGAUAUUCUUCCAUCACCCUACAAAUAAUAGUAUAUUUAAACCUUUAUCCAAAAUAAUUCAAUUCAAUUAUAUUUAUAUAGCUCUUUUCACAAUGUGCAUUGUUCCAAAGCAGCUUUACAGGAGCAAAUAAGAAAAACUGAAAAACACAAAAAAGGUCAAACACGGCACAGUGCAUGGUGUUUAUAGAACAAUCAAGAUUAUUCUAGUAAAUAAUAUCUAAUAAAUGCAGUCUCCCAGUGGUUUAUUUAGCAUAUUAUGUAUUAAGUGAAUUCUUGGCUGAAAAGAUGUGUCUAUAGAUUUAAAUUGGGAGAGUGUGUCUGACCCUCGAAUAGUAUCGGGGAGGCUAUUCCAGAGUUUACGUGCUACGUAUGAGAAAGCUCUACCCCCUUUGGUGGAUUUAGUUAUUCUAGGUGUUAUCAAAAGUCUGGAGUUUUGAGAUCUUAGAGAGCGUGAUGGGUUGUUGUGUGGUAGAAGCUCUACUGAAACUACUGAACUAACUGUAGUUUGUUUAUUGAUGAUGCAGGACAACCACUAAGCAGUGCAUUGCAGUACUCAAGUCUUGAGGUCACAAAUGCAUGAAUAAGCUUCUCUGCGUCAGCAACACAUAAAAUAUUUCGCAAUUUGGCAACAUUUCUAAGGUGGAAGAAGGCUGUUUUUGUGACAUUUGAGAUGUGAUUUCUAAAUGACAGGUUGCUGUCUAAUAUAACGCCGAGGUCUUUAACUGUAUUUGUUGGAGUAACAGUGCAGCCUUCAAUUUGCAGGUUAUAAUCCGAAAUAUUCUGCUCACGUGUCUUUGGUCCGAUAAGUAAUAUUUCUGUUUUAUUCAAAUUUAAAAGAAGGAAAUUACAAGUCAUCCAAUGUUUUAUAUCUUCGAUGCACUCUGCCAGUUUGGAUAGCUGGAAGGAAUCAUCUGGUCUUGAUGAGAUAUAUAGCGGAGUAUCAUCUGCAUAACAGUGGAAGCUAAUUCCAUGUUUUCUAAUAAUGUUUCCAAGGGGCAGCAUGUAUAUGGAGAAUAGCAAGGGUCCUAAAACCGAUCCCUGAGGUAAUCCAUAAUUUACUUGCGUUAGAUUUGAUGAUUCCCCAUUUAAAUGGACAAAUUGAUGUCUGUCUGAUAAGUAAGAUCUGAACCAUUGUAGUGCCUGUCCCUGAAUACCGGUAUAAUUGUGUAAGCGAUCUAGAAGUAUUUUAUGGUCUACAGUAUCGAACGCUGCACUAAGGUCGAGCAGGACUAGGAGUGAGAUGUUACCUUUAUCUGAUGCUAUAAGCAGGUCGUUUGUAAUUUUAACGAGCGCAGAUUCAGUACUAUGAUGCGGUCUAAAGCCUGACUGGAAUUUUUCGUGUAUGUCAUUAUUUUGUAAGAAAGAGCACAACUGAUUGGUCACUACUUUUUCUAGUAUUUUAGACAGGUAAGGGAGAUUUGAAAUCGGUCUAUAGUUUCCUAGUUCAUUGGGGUCUAAGUUUGGUUUCUUGAUAAGAGGCUUAAUGACGGCCAGUUUAAAGGCUCCUGGGACAUGGCCUAGAUUAAUUGACGAGUUGAUAAUGUUAUAAAUGGGCUCAAUUGCAACGGGUAAUAACUCUUUUAAUAAUUUAGUUGGUAUGGGGUCUAAUAAGCAAGUUGUAGGUUUAGAUGUUGCAAUAAGUUUAAUGAAAUCUUUCUGUUUUAUAGGUGAAAAACACUGUAGCCUUUCUUUUGGGGCGAUGGUUGGUACUAAUUUAUAGGACAGACUUGGAGGUUGAGUUUUUACUAUUUUGUCUCUUAUGUUUUCGAUUUUUUCUUUAAAAAAAUUCAUGAAUUCAUUGCUAUCAAGGUGCGGCGGAAUACCCAGGUCAGGUGAAGUCUGUUUAUUUGUUAGUUUAGCAACUGUACUAAAUAAAAACCUUGGAUUGUUUUUGUUAGUUUCUAUGAGGUUUCGGAGGUGCUCAGCCUUUGCUGCUUUUAGUGCCUUUUUAUAACAGUUUGCACUCUCUUUCCACGCAAUUUUAAAGACCUCUAAUUGGGUUUGUUUCCAUUUGCGCUCCAGUUUACGUGUUUCUCUUUUAAGGGCGCGAGUGGUGCUAUUGUACCAUGGUGCUACGUUUUUCUCAUUAAUCUUUUUUGACUUCAUAGGUGCGACAGCUUCUAAUGUAUUAGAGAAAAUAGUGCCCAAUUUGCUGGUCAUGUCAUCGAGCGAUUCUGUAUUUAUUGGUAUGGUUAUUAAAGGAGUCAGAUCUGGCAAGCUCUUUGCGAGGUAAUUGUUCUACCCUGUCGAUAACGAGUUAAACGGCUGAUUUCUGAAGUGCGCAGUGUACAUGUUAUAAGAUAGUGAUCGGUGACAUCGUCGCUUUGAGGUAUAAUAUCUAUAUUGGUUAGAUCGGCUCCGUGAGAUAUAAUCAAGUCUAGUGUAUGAUUAAAUCGAUGAGUGGGUCCAUUGAUGUGUUGUGUUACUCCAAAAGAGUGUAGUAGCUCUGUAAACGCCACUGCUAAUGCAUCGUUAGCAUUAUCUACGUGGAUAUUAAAGUCUCCAACAAUUAGUACUUUAUCAACGUUAACCAAUAGGUCCGAUAAGAAGUCCGCGUAAAACAAGUCUUAUUUUUAAGCCUUUAAAUAAGUCUUAAAAGACAAAAUAAAAUCUUUUUACAACAAAGUGUAAUGACUGUAAAUAAUAAUUUUUAGAGUUGCAGUGAAUGAACAUGUUCACAAAUAACAAAUCAUUGUAGUUCUCAGUGAAUGACUCACAAAAUAUUCAUGUUCUUUAUUAAAUCUCGUUCAUUAGUCAGUAGAAAUUUGGCAUUGACAUCACAAAUCAUGCAGUGAAACCUUAGAAGAGGCUGUUGAGCAAUCAGACCAGUUGCCAAAAAGAAAAGAAAAAAUAAUAGAAGAAAAAUGAUCAGGCAACAGGAUUUUCUCUUCUGUAGCAGCACUAAACCUUCACAAAUCCAACGAACACUCCAGACCCAAGAAAUGACUGUAAAUAAUCUGCGAUAUUUUCUCACACAGCAGAGAUCAGCUUCUGGAAAGUUGCUAUUUACUGGCUACUAUCUUUUCAGCCUUAGAUGUUUAGUCUUUAUACUUCAAAUACAUUUAUUGUUUGUUUGUUUGUUCUUUAGACUCCUUGAUUUGCCACAAAACAAACACUGACAACAUUAUUAUUGCUUAUUUUACCUUUGUUCCUUGUUUAAUUCCACUGUGUGACAACUUUCAUUCAUUUGUUCAGACUUUCAGUAUUUUACAGAACAGCACUGGAAGGUUUCCUCAGAGGUAUCGCUCAUAGAAUACAACAAUAGUAUUUCAAUAGCAAAAUCCCAUUAUUGUUUAUUGAGUAUUUGAAACUAAGCAGUGGGUGUAAAAAUAAUGAUUUGUUUAUUCAGUUUGUUUAUACCGAGGCGUCAUCUCUAUUGACUUUCAUUCAGACAGAUCUGACUUUGAUCUCUCUAGUGGAAGUUUCUGACAUAUUCUCCAUAUAGCAAUUAGAUGUUUAUGAAUUCACAUCAUUUAAAUGCGGAAAAAUACAUUCAGAUCCAGUCAGAACUGCCAAGUAUCUGACAGAGCAAAAAUAUUACAGAUAACCAAUAUUGCAGAUAAAAUGCUAGAUUUUUUUAAAGUGACCUAUUGUAUAAAAGUUAUUUCACACAUGAUAUAUGUACUGAAUAUCAGCCAUGAGGUCACAGCCAUGCUAAGACAAAAUCACAGCCUCUUGCUAUUCAGUAUGUGUGAUAUUGCAUCGUCUCUUCACGUACAAUAUUUUCAUUUUUUACUCGCCCACGGGACGUUCUACAACGUCAUGUGGGUGAGUAAAAAAUGACAACAUUUAGAUUUUCGGACGAACUAUCCCUUUUAAGUUCAGAAUACAAAUUGCAGUCCCUGAAUGAAUUUUAGUUUUGAGUACAUUAUUUAUGACAGUCCAUAUUGAUUGCCUUUUGCCUUAAAUAAUUGUCUUUUAAAAACAGACACGCUAUGAAUGGACGUCAUGAUGCUGUCCUCAUAGUGCAGUAUAGCGGUUGUAUCCCGGUCUCCACACAGGUUCACCACUGGUUCUCUGGCCGGCGGGGAGGUGGAC